This is a messenger RNA of Thermochaetoides thermophila DSM 1495, 2727 nucleotides long. Its product is annotated as dipeptidyl peptidase-like protein. The coding region runs from base 1 to 2727 and encodes 908 amino acids. Gene Ontology annotation, molecular function: serine-type endopeptidase activity. The transcript has 10 exons. Gene Ontology annotation, cellular component: histone acetyltransferase complex. Gene Ontology annotation, biological process: proteolysis. The record is from RefSeq and is a predicted model, not a curated record. NCBI's taxonomy places the organism in Eukaryota, Fungi, Ascomycota, Sordariomycetes, Sordariales, Chaetomiaceae.
AUGACAGAAACAGCAGCAGCAGCAGCAGCAGCGGGCAAGUCCUCAGGCGCCAGCGUCAACGGCGACAGUAGCACGACGCCCGGGGUGAACUCGACCAUCCCUGCUGGCGCGGGGAUCCCGUUCUACGAGAAGCAGAGGCAGCAUUUGAGAGAGCUCUUGAACCGCAGGCGGUUGUUAGAGCGAAAGCUGGCUGCGCACGAAGAAAUGAUCCUCGCCAAGGAGACGGAGUACCUUGAGAGCACGCCUGCAGGGAAUAUCAUUGUCGGAUUUGACAAUUAUACGAAGGGGACUAGCGCGGCCGCGGCGCAGAGGAGGAAGAGUGGGUUGACGGACCAGAAUCGAGUGUUUUCCCGGAGCUCGGUGUCGUAUAACGCUGCGGCUUCGACCGGGGACACACCCGCCUCGACACCGGGCGCAUCCCAUGCACCAAUGCCGGUAUCAGGUAACUUCCCGGGGAGGGAUGGUGCCUCGGCGGCGGGCACUCCGGCGAGUACGACCGGAGGAGGUGGUGGUGGAAGUAGGUCAACUGCGUCGAAGAAGGGGAAGAAGAGUGGGAAUGCGGGAGGUGUGGAGGAUAGUGAGACAGAUGGGAGGGAGGCGAAAAAGGUUAGGACUAGUUUUGAGGUUCUGCUGUCGGCUCCGCGCCGGUCAGCAGCCGUACCAAAUGCUUCGGGAACGAGGGCUUUGUACUCGGUCUCGACGUACUCCUUUGAAGAGCACAAGAAGACCAUACAACAUCGCGUGGUGGACCUCAAGACAGGCCAGACAGAGCUGCUCACCGAUGACUCCAACGUCAGCGAGCCGGUCUGGCUGACUGAUGACGAAGUGCUGUUGCUCAAGAGCGGCGACAACGGCACAACGACGCUGGUCGUCCAGAGUGCCGAGAACCCCAACGCUGAAGGCUACGACAUCACGACCAUCAGCGCGCCCAUCUCCAACGUCAAAGUCCGCCCCCUCCCCAAUGGCUCUCUCGCCUUCGUCUGUGUCGCCCUCACGACCCCCUCUGGCUGCCUCUUUAACCCCGAGACGGCCGAGAAGCCGCGAUCGACCGCUAAGGUGUAUACCAGCCUCUUCGUUCGCCACUGGGACGUCUGGCUGAGCGAGCACCGCAAUUCGCUGUUCUACAGCACCCUCGAGAAGCGCGAUGAUGGCUCCGGACCGAAGUGGCGCCUCUCCUACCUGGUUAAUGCCCUGAAGGGGACGGGCCUGUCAUGUCCGGUACCGCCGUUUGGUGGGACGGGGGAUUUUGACGUUGGCACGGAGGGGAUUUGCUUUGUGGCGAAGGAUCCCGGGUUGGAUCCUGCGAUGUAUACGAAGACGGAUUUGUAUUUUGUGCCGUUGAAGACGUUUACCGAGAUCGAGCCGCCUAAGCCGGUGAUUGUGAAGACGCCGGGGUUGGAGGGAUAUUCUCAGAGUCCGGUGUUUUCUCGGGACGGGAAGAAGAUUGCGUUUACGAGGAUGAAGAGUCGGCAGUAUGAGUCGGAUAAGACGAGGUUGAUGUUAGUGAGGGAUGUGCACGACUUGGAGACGCCGGCAGAGGAGUUCUUCACCACUGAGGAUGGCGAGGGGAAGUGGGAUCUCCGUCCGGACGCUAUCCUCUGGAGCAAGGACGAUAGCACGCUCUACGUCACGGCCGAGUGUCGAGCGAGAACACUCAUCUUCAAAGUCCCCGCCGACCCAACCAAGGCAACCGACCUCCCCGAGCCCAUCUCCACGCCCGAGGGCAGCGUGGACAACAUCCAGCUACUCGGCGUCUCCUCCUCAGGCGAAGACGCCCUCCUCGUUACCACAACCUCCCUAACCGACAACUCCUGCUACAGCACGAUCCACCCCACAACCGGCACGAUCACGACCCUCUCCUCGGCCACCAAGCACGGUAAGACCCUCGGCCUGUCCCGUUCCCAAGUCGACUCCAUCACCUUCCCCGGCUCGGACGGUAGCUACGACGUGCAUGCGCUCGUCGUGCGCCCGUCGUUUUUUGACCCCAAAAAGAAGUACCCCCUCUGCAUGCUGAUCCAUGGCGGUCCCCAAGGCGCGUGGUCGGAUGCUUGGAGCACGCGCUGGAACCCGGCUGUAUUUGCCGAGCAGGGGUAUGUGGUUGUUGCGCCGAAUCCGACGGGGAGCACGGGGUAUGGGAUGGAGUUUGAGAAUGCGAUUACGGGGCAGUGGGGUGGCAGGCCGUAUGAGGAUCUGGUGAAGUGUUUUGAGUGGAUCGAGCAGAACAUGCCCGAGGUUGAUACCUCCCGCGCUGUGGCAGCUGGUGCUAGCUACGGCGGGUUCAUGAUCAACUGGAUCCAAGGCCACCCCCUCGGCCGCAAGUUCAAGGCCCUAGUCUGCCACGACGGCGUCUUCAGCACACUCAACCAGUGGUGCACCGAGGAGCUGUUCUUCCCCAUCCACGACUUCGAAGGUACCCUGGAGGAGAACAGGGAGGGUUACGAGCGCUGGGAUCCGGCACGGUUUAUUAGCGAGUGGGCUACCCCUGAGCUGAUCAUUCACAGCGAGCUGGACUACCGUCUGCCCGUGACCGAGGGCCUGGCGGCGUUCAAUGUGCUGCAGGCGAAGAAGGUGCCAAGCAAGUUGCUCGUGUUCCCGGAUGAGAAUCACUGGGUGCUCAAACCGGAAAACUCGCUCGUCUGGCACCGCGAGGUACUUGGUUGGCUCAACAGGUGGUCGGGUAUUGCAGAUGAGCAGGAGAGCAAUGAAACGAGUGUGGUAAUUCGUUGA